Messenger RNA from Chenopodium quinoa (quinoa), 525 nucleotides. RefSeq lists its product as uncharacterized. Lineage: Eukaryota; Viridiplantae; Streptophyta; Magnoliopsida; Caryophyllales; Amaranthaceae. Bases 1 to 525 code for a protein of 174 amino acids. The record is from RefSeq and is a predicted model, not a curated record. The transcript has a single exon.
AUGAGUAUCUCUAAAGUAUACUCUAAAAUAAGACCUCAGCCUGAUAAAGUGAGCUGGAAGAGGCUUGUCUGCAAUAAUCAAGCUUCUCCUAAGAGUAUAUUCAUAACUUGGAUGGCUUUGAAGAAUAGAAUGGUGACUAAGGAUAGGCUUAUUCAAUGGCAUAUUAACUGUGAUCCUUUGUGUUUCUUUUGCCAGAACUGUGUUGAAAGUGUUGCUCAUUUAUUCUUCUCAUGCUCUUAUUCUAGAGAAAUUUGGCAGAAAAUCCUUGAUUUGCUGAAAAUUCAGAAGACAGUUCAAUGCUUUGAACUUGAACAGCAACGGGCUGCAAGGUUAUACAGGAAAGCUAACAGGAAGUGUAGGCUUUAUUUGAUGUUCUUUGCUGAAAUUGUUCAUAGUAUUUGGCUUCUGAGGAACAGUUUGUUGUUCAAUGGUAGCUGUCAGCCUGCUGAUUUGGUCUUCAGAGAGAUUGUUUAUAGGGUUGCAGUUAGGUGUUCUGAGUUUGAUAGGAAAUUCUUGUAUUUUUGA